Cricetulus griseus (Chinese hamster) is the source of this 2369-nucleotide messenger RNA. The record is from RefSeq and is a predicted model, not a curated record. Lineage: Eukaryota; Metazoa; Chordata; Mammalia; Rodentia; Cricetidae.
UGUGGAAGGCGUGGCCUAGCGGUGUGACUUCUUGGGAGGCUCUGGCAGCCUUGGCUCGUGAACCAGGCAGAAGUGCUGCGCUAUGGCGGCGGUGGCGGCGGCGGCGGCGGCGGCGGCAGUGCGGACCCGGAUCCUGCAGGUUUCUUCUAAAGUAAACACGUGGCAUCUGGCAUCCUCCUUUUCUUCAUCAUCAGUGCCAACUGUAAAACUCUUCAUUGAUGGGAAAUUUGUUGAAUCCAAAAGCGACAGAUGGAUUGAUAUCCACAACCCAGCUACCAAUGAAAUCAUCGGUCGGGUACCUCAGUCCACCAAAGCUGAAAUGGAUGCAGCUGUUGCUGCCUGCAAACGUGCUUUCUCUGCAUGGGCAGACACAUCCAUUUUAAGCCGUCAGCAGGUCCUGCUCCGCUAUCAACAACUUAUUAAAGAAAACCUGAAAGAAAUUGCCAAGUUAAUCACAUUGGAACAAGGGAAGACUCUAGCUGAUGCUGAAGGAGAUGUAUUCCGAGGCCUUCAGGUGGUUGAGCAUGCCUGUAGUGUGACAUCCCUCCUGAUGGGAGAGACCAUGCCAUCUAUCACCAAAGACAUGGACCUUUAUUCCUACCGUCUGCCUCUGGGUGUGUGUGCAGGCAUUGCACCAUUUAAUUUCCCUGCCAUGAUCCCCCUUUGGAUGUUUCCCAUGGCUAUAGUUUGUGGAAAUACUUUCCUAAUGAAACCAUCAGAGAGAGUACCUGGAGCAACUAUGCUCCUUGCUAAAUUGUUUCAGGAUGCUGGGACCCCCGACGGAGCCCUGAACAUCAUCCAUGGACAGCAUGAAGCUGUGAAUUUUAUUUGCGAUCACCCAGACAUCAAAGCAAUCAGUUUUGUGGGCUCCAACCAGGCAGGAGAGUAUAUCUUUGAAAGAGGGUCAAGAAAUGGCAAGAGAGUUCAAGCCAAUAUGGGAGCCAAAAAUCAUGGAGUAGUCAUGCCAGAUGCCAAUAAGGAAAAUACACUAAACCAACUGGUCGGGGCUGCAUUUGGAGCUGCUGGCCAACGCUGCAUGGCUCUUUCAACAGCCAUCCUUGUCGGAGAAGCUAAAAAAUGGCUGCCAGAGCUGGUGGACCGUGCCAAAAACCUGCGAGUCAAUGCAGGGGACCAGCCUGGAGCUGAUCUUGGCCCUCUGAUCACCCCCCAAGCCAAAGAGCGAGUCUGCAGUCUGAUAGAUAGUGGAACAAAAGAGGGAGCUACCAUCCUUUUGGAUGGGCGAAAAAUUAAAGUCAAAGGCUAUGAAAAUGGUAACUUUGUUGGACCAACCAUCAUCUCCAAUGUCAAGCCAAGUAUGACCUGUUACAAAGAGGAGAUUUUUGGUCCAGUUCUUGUGGUUCUGGAGACAGAGACAUUGGAUGAAGCCAUCAAGAUUGUAAAUGACAACCCAUAUGGAAACGGAACUGCCAUCUUUACUACCAAUGGAGCCACUGCACGGAAAUACUCUCACUUGGUGGAUGUUGGGCAGGUGGGCGUCAAUGUCCCCAUUCCAGUGCCUUUGCCCAUGUUCUCCUUCACCGGCUCUCGAUCUUCCUUCAGGGGAGACACCAAUUUCUAUGGCAAACAGGGCAUCCAGUUUUACACUCAGCUUAAGACUAUCACAUCUCAGUGGAAAGAAGAGGAUGCUACUCUUUCCUCACCUGCUGUAGUCAUGCCUACCAUGGGGCGUUAGGAACAAGUUCUUCAAGACUCAGUCCAACUGGUGUAAUUUCCCAUCACUCUUGGCCACCCUCACUUGUCAUCUUUGCUCAAAUCAGAUCCAUGAGAAUGGAAUAUGUUGCAGCCAAUCUCUUUCUCAGAACUGUCAGUUCCUUCAAAUUAAUAGAGAGACUGCAGGGAAACACUAAUGCUGGGUCUGCACUUGCUCUUCAUACGUCUGUUCUGGAGGUAACUUGUAAUUGUGAAGUAUUUCCCUGGAAUGAGAGCUUAGAACCAUCUUCUAACAGUUCUUCUGAUGACUUGGAGGGCAAUGUCAUUGUAGGGACAGAUCUUCCUCUUGGAUAGGGAAGUAGGAUGGAAACAGUUCACCCUCUACUUGAGCCUCAAACACAGCCCUCCAUCGAUUCCCACUACACACUACACAGACAUAACCUCUUUUUACUUAUCCCCGCAUUGUGACAACGGCUUCUUUUCUGCUCAGUGCUGCCUUCUUCUUGUUUUUAUUCAUGACCACUACUUAAUUCUAUCUUAAAUAGAAUUCUUUUCUUAAAAUACUUCUCAGAUACCUCAGGAUGCAAGUGAUAUGUUAGCUGUUCAUUAUGUGUGCCAUCUUUCGUGGUUUGCUUUAGCAAGUGUUAAUAAAUACUCCAGCCAUUAAUUCACAUGCAAAUAAAUCCUUAGAAAAAUUA